AUGAUCUACUUUUUAUUUUCAUUAUACAAGAUUCAAAGUAUUGCCAAGAAAGUCCUUGAGAUUCAUGCUAUUCCUCUUUUAGUAAUUGAUAAACUAAUUACUAUGAUUUCCAAUAAUAGCAGAUGUAGAAUUGAUGGAAAUACUUUUCAAUUAGAGUUCUUGUUUUGCACCAAUUAUAAAGUAUAA
This is a messenger RNA of Dentiscutata heterogama, 186 nucleotides long. The record is from the annotation of a GenBank genome assembly. NCBI's taxonomy places the organism in Eukaryota, Fungi, Glomeromycota, Glomeromycetes, Diversisporales, Gigasporaceae.